ACCUCGUACCCAGAGUUCAAUGCAGUAUAUUAGCGGGAUUUUUGAUCGCUGGAGAGUGGAGAUAUAUUUAUUUUGAAGUUGAACGCAUUAUCACUGAUUUUUCUAUUUGUAUGUUGUAUCAGCUUUACCAAGAUUCAAUAACUAGUUGUGGAAUAGAUAUAGAUGGCAAACAAAAUGGGUUUCGCUCUCUUUGACUUUUUUAAUGAGAAUGCGGUUGACAUCGGCAAGGUUUCGUGGAUCCAAGAGCCUUCGUCUUUGACAAUGGAAUCCGUGUCGGAGAAUGAAACUGUUGUUAAAGUGGCGUGGCCCAAAGGCGGAGUGGAGGGGAGCGAUAUCCAAUUGUCGCUGGCUAAGGUGGUCAAGUUUGCAGCUCAACGUAAGCAGCUUCUGCGGCACAGGGACGAGUUUGUGCGGUUAGGCAGUGCAGAGCUGCAGUCACCGGAACUGGGCCGAGGGAAGAGAGAACCGAAGAGGAAGCUCUCGGACAUCGAAGACCAUGAUGAAGAACCAUCCCUUCCCAAACCACCUUCAAACGCUGCCAAGAAGAAGAAGACAAUGAGCAGCAUGACAUCAUCGGUAUUGGAACAGCUGAAGGAAAAGUAUUCACACAGCCACGACAACAGUGGACCGCCCGAAGCCGCAUGUUCGCAUCCCGACCAGGAAUGCCGCAAAUGCAAACUACUUCAACAACAAAUAGACAUCCUUGAGGAGGAGAAAGCUACAUUGCUGGCGUCAUUGAGAAUGAACAAAAUCGCUGGAGAUGUUGUUGCCAAAUUGGAGCUGCUAUGUCACACGCCAGCUCCAAAGCUGCCAGAUAUGACAAUGCCCAUGAGGACACCUCCAAGUCCCUUCAAUCGAGAGUCAAGUACACUGAGAGAUGGAGAUGAUGGAGAUGCAUCGGUUGCUGGUUCCCCAUCAGCAAAAAAGUUCCCAAUAGCAAAGUGGCAGAUUAGGCGAUGUUCGACCACCUCGCUGCAGAAAUUCAUCAAUGACCUCCUCCAUGGCCUGUAUUGCACAGAGUACAUGGCCAAGCACUCACUUACUGGCUACAAGGCCAGUAAGGAGUCUGAUGCUGGCAAGAGGAAGGACAGCAUUCCACAAGAAGAGGUUGCUGAAAUAAUUGCGGCAGCAAAACAAAUCUUCGCCACCAAGACGGACAUGGAGGUACGGCUGGCCAUCCGCCAGAAACUGAAUGGGGCUGCCAAAGUGGUCUCGGCGAGGAAAGUGGCAACACCUCCAGACGCCAGCCAAUAGAGUACAGAUUCAUCAUUCAUUUCAUUAUCCCAGAAGGUCUCUUGGCCCAAAUUCGCAUAACUUGCGAAAAAGUAGCUUACCGGCAUAACAAUAUUAUAUUAAACCUUGUAUAUUGGGAUAUAAUAAAUAAAUAUAAAUAAUAAAUGUAUAUAGCCCAAUGUUCUAUUACAUUUAUGCUCAGUUUGUAUGCUCUAAUCUUGGUACUUUUAACACACAUGCUUAUUUAAGGUACUUUAUAUUUGCUUGGAUAGUAACAUAUUUUACUCACUGCCAUGCUUCACAAUUUUUAUUGUAUUCUGAUGUAAAUGCUCCAGAAUUUCUGUGACUGCAUCUGUAUGUAUACGUUGAUCACUUUUGUUAUGUAACUAAUUAUCUGUUACAACUGGAGAUUAAAGCUAAGUGACAUAACAAUA
Gymnodraco acuticeps is the source of this 1667-nucleotide messenger RNA. RefSeq names its product BEN domain-containing protein 6-like. Gene Ontology annotation, cellular component: nucleus. The coding region runs from base 163 to 1254 and encodes 363 amino acids. The transcript is spliced from 8 exons. Gene Ontology annotation, biological process: positive regulation of neuron differentiation; negative regulation of Notch signaling pathway. Gene Ontology annotation, molecular function: transcription corepressor activity; DNA binding. Lineage: Eukaryota; Metazoa; Chordata; Actinopteri; Perciformes; Bathydraconidae. The record is from RefSeq and is a predicted model, not a curated record.